AUGAGUCAUCAUCGAUUUGCUCCUAAUGAAAUACUACCUGUUCGUCAUGCAUUAUUAAGUUGGUAUGAUGUAAAUAAACGAAAAUUACCAUGGCGUGAUUGGUUUGAUGCUGAUCAAAAUGUAGCAGCAUAUCGAGUGCUGGUGUCAGAACUCAUGUUACAGCAAACCACUGUUACUACAGUUUUACGUUAUUAUGAUAAUUGGAUGAAAUUAUGGCCGACAAUUGAGAGUUUAGCUAAUGCAGUGGAAGAGAUAGUUAACGAUAUGAAUGGAAUAUUUCCUGCAGAUGUUAAUGAAAUGAUUAAGCUUUUACCGCCUAAUCCUGUUUUGGAUGGUAAUGUUAUGCGUGUUUUAUGUCGUUUACGUGCUGUUGGUGGAGAUCUAAAGAAAAAAUCAACAACAGAUUUAUUAUGGUCUUUAGCAACCGAUCUGGUAUGUACACAAAGACCGGGUGAUUUGAAUCAGAGUUUGAUAGAAUUAGGUGCGACUGUGUGUACACCAUCGAAUCCAAAAUGUGAUAGUUGUCCAGUGCAAAACUUUUGUUGUGCUUAUAAACAGGACGAUAGUAAUGAUAGCCGUAAGGAUGAUUGUAAGGAUAUUGAAGAAUGUGAUUUAUGUUUGAAAUCGAGCUACUAUGUAGUGUCACGUGGAGUGAAAAAUUAUCCUCGAAAAACAUCAAAACCGAAACAACGAAAUGAAACAUCAUAUAUGGUAAUAUUGUAUACAAUAAAAAAUGAUAAAUUAUAUUAUUUCAUGUUAAAACAAAAACAAACACGUUUACUAUCUGGUUUAUGGACGUUCUUGGAGAUUGAUGGUUGCGAUGGAGCGAAUUCAAAAAAAAGUAAAAUUGAUGUUUUAGAAAAAACACGAAUAGUUCUAGCUACAACGAUGGAUUUAAAUAUGAAUGGUACUAUUACAGAUAUAAAAUUAGCUGGUCAGUGUCGACAUCUAUUCUCACAUAUAGAUAAGAAAUAUGUAGUUUAUCAUGGUCGAUAUGACGAUAAUAUGAAUUUUAUUGAACAAACAACAACAGCGAAUAGUCGAUGGUUUGACGAAGAACAGCUUCGAACGGAAGCUAUUUCAACGGCAAUGAAAAAAGUUUUUAAUGUGGCUGUGAAUGAAAUGAAUCUAAAAACUGAUAAGAAAAAUGUAAGUUAUAUUAUUAUCAUGGAAAAAUAG
Molecule: messenger RNA, 1179 nt
Organism: Didymodactylos carnosus
Lineage: Eukaryota; Metazoa; Rotifera; Eurotatoria; Philodinida; Philodinidae
Source: the annotation of a GenBank genome assembly